CUUCGUCCUCUCACUCCCUUCCUCCCUCCUCUGUGCCCUGCCCACCCCGGCGGUCUCCUCUCCAGCCCUGCCAGAGCCAAUCCGCGACUGGGUGUAAGUAGGGCAAGCCGCUUCCUGGUUCUCAGAAAGGAGGAGCUGGGAGUCGGAGUGGGCCAGCGGAGGUAGCAGACGGGGGGUCAGAACAGCCCAGAGAGCCGGCGGUCUGCACAGCGAAGAGCGGAGAGCACCACCGACAAAACAAAAACGCCGACGCACGAUUUGGACAAGUUGUAAAAUUUGCCGUCGGUCGAGCUGAAGACGACAAGAAGUGGUGACCCCCCUGGCGGAAAGGAAGACGCGACCCGAGAGGAUAAAAAAAAGAAAAAGAAAUAUAAGAAGUAGAAGAAGUCGGCAGGGUGGGACGGAAUAAUCCAGGAAGUGUGGAGGCCGGUCAGGUGGGAGGCGACGAGUCAGGACAGGUGACACACCGGUACUCAGGUUUAUGACCUCCACUGACCUCUGAGCCAAGAACGAAAGAGGAGAGGGACAAUAGAGGAAGAGAAGGCACCCAUCUUCUCCUGGGUUUAUGGACUGGAGGUGGCAAUGUCUCCAGGAGAGGACGGUCUGAUUGGGAUCCCCUUCCCGGAGCACAGCAACGAGCUCUUGUCCCACCUCAAUGACCAGAGGAGGACAGGGCUCCUGUGUGACCUCACCCUAACCUCCCGCGGGGCGCGCUACCCAACGCACCGCUCCGUCAUGGCUGCUGUUAGCCUCUACUUUCGACGCUUGUUCGGAGCAGAGGAGGGGGGAGGCGAGGGGGGAGGAGGAUUCAGCGUUUGCCAGCUGGACUGCGUGGCACCCGACGCCUUGGAUGCCCUGCUGGAGUUCGCCUACACUGCUACCCUGACCAUUCCGAGCUCGGGGAUGAGGGAUGUGCUGCGAGGCGCUCAGCUUCUUGGCAUCCAGUGUGUGGCUGAUGCCUGCAGAGACAUCCUGGGGGAGAAAGCGGAACCAGAAGGGGAGACAGUGGAGGAACAGAAAGACCUACAUGUAUCUGCUGAGAGGAUGGCGGUGGGAGAGAGGGGAGUAGAAAUAAAAGGAAACAGAAGAAAAAACGACAAAAAGAAGGUGAAAAAAUUGGGGCCACAUCACGUCAACUCCUCACCUUUGAAUACGAUGCCCAGUUCUCCUGUCUCGCAGCCUUCCACGGGAUCCGACAGCAUCCGAUCCCUGCCCUCCACCCAGCCUCCCAGCCCCGAGCAAGGGGAGUUUCACCUCAAAUCCUGGCAGAACGGGGAUCCCAGGUUGAUCAGAGAGGGGAGGGGGGUCACACUAAACGGGGGGCUUCUUCCCUGGAUGCAGGAGCGCCCUCGCAUCGUCCACCCGCAUCCCGUCACACCUCUUAACGACAAGCUGUCGGAGGAUGAUGAGAUGGAGGCUUUUGGCGAUGAUGGUAUGCUGACUGGAAGUAGUUCCAUGCCUACCUCUGUAGCAGAUCGAAGUGCGGCGACGUUAGUCGGGGGUGGGGGGAGGAAGAGGAAGUCUCAGACCCCUCAGCAGUGUCCUGUCUGUCAGAAGAUCAUCCACGGAGCAGGGAAACUGCCACGACACAUGAGGACGCACACUGGAGAGAAACCCUUCCAGUGCGGUACCUGCGGAGUUCGCUUCACACGCAAUGAUAAGUUGAAGAUCCACAUGAGGAAACACACAGGCGAACGCCCCUACCCCUGCCCCCACUGCCCUGCCCGGUUCCUCCACUCCUACGACCUCAAAAACCACCUGUCCCUCCACAGUGGGGCUCGGCCUUUCGAGUGCCCGCUCUGCCACAAGGCCUUUGCCCGAGAGGACCACCUCCAGCGCCACCGCAAGGGCCACAGCUGCCUAGAGCAGCGGCCGCGCCGGCCCAGACGAGGGCCUGACAUGGUGGAGGACGGGAGAGGGGACGGAGGCAGGAGGGAGCAGCCCAGCGCGCUGGAGGCUCUGUCUCUACAGGCCCACUCUUCGUUUCUCCCCCGCACGGUUCUGGAAGGCGGAAGUGGGCCGGGCUCUGGCCCUCAGAUGAUAUUUGCGAGUGAGGUUGAGAGGGAGAGGUCUCUCACUCUUCAGGCUCUGGCCCAGCUCAGGUCUCAAAGGUUGGCCGGCUACCCCGAGCUUUUCUUGCGAGGGCUAGGAAUAAGAGGAGACAGAGAGGCGGAGGGAGAAGAUCCAGGAAGAACCCACUCACCCGCUGCGCAGCAGAACCAAUGGGCUGAUGAUGUGGAAGAUGAAAUUGUAGAGGAGGAAGUGGAUGAAGGGGAAUAGUGAAAAGAGUGUGUGUGUGUGUGUGUGUGUGUGUGUGUGUGUGUGUGUGUGUGUGUGUGUGUGUGUGUGUGUGUGUGUAAGCCUAUGUGUGCAUGUGUGGUACAGCAUCCACAGUAAAAAAAAAAAUCACUCAGGUGGCUGGACUAAUGACCUGCAGCUCCCAUAUAGAGAGCGCUUAUAAAAAAAAAAGUAAAUAUUAGAAGAAAAAAAUGGAAAACGGGUUUUCUGAGAUGUUUUAAAUGUUUGUCUUCUCAUUGUUUAAAUUUUAUUUCUGGUUUGCUGUUUUAUUUUAAGUAUUUUAGCUUUAAGCUGUUUCUUAUGAUUUGAUUUCAUGUUGUCUAGUUGGUGUGUUUUGAGUGUGUGUGGUUACUGGGAUGCUUUUCUCUAUGCAAACUAAAAUCCAGGGCUGCAGCGUGGAGGGAUAUUUGAAGAUGUAUAUUUUCGUUACAACAUGAUGCUGAUUCAGGUGCAAUUCAGAAAUCAUAUCAGCCAGAUCACAAGGAUGAGUUUGUGUUCCCACUGUCCUCUGGUGGUGAUCAGUGGAAACGCUGUCAGUCUGAUCAAUCAAACUUGUUCUGUGCACUGUAAGCAAUAAUCCUCUCUGUUUUUGUAAGUGGUUGAAUCUUUGCUUUGUUUUGGUGCUUAAACCAAAGAUUUUAUUUUGUUUCUUGAAUCUUAGCUUAACAGGAGAGAAGACAGGUGAAUUGUAGCCAAUGUUGGGUUUGAAGAGAAUAUUCUUCCCGACUAUUUUGAUAGCCACGAGAAAGAAUCUGCUUCCAUAUUUGAGUGUUUCGGAGCCGCAGAGCUCUGUGUUAAAUGCCUGACCAAAAGAGACAAAGUCUGGGUCACUGAGUUGAUGGUGAUUAUUGUUGAAGACGAUUCUGUUUUUUUUUUGUUUUGUUUUUUUUUCCCCCUGGAAGCUGUGGAUUUCAGUCUUCCAAUGCACUCAUUUGGGUUCUUUGUUUGAAAAAAAAAAAAUAAUAAUAAGAUAAAGGGGACAAGCUGAGGGGACGAAUAAAUGGUUGUGCCCCCUUUUUCUGUAUUUAUUUAUUUAUUUAUAUUUAUUAUGGCUCUUCUGCUGAAACUCUUUUGUGAGACCAAAUCCGGGGUUGGACACGAUCAACUCAUCAUCUAAGUCUUACCAGAUAGCUGCAUUGCGCUAAAUCAUUUUGCUUUCUAAAUACCUAAACGCCUUCUUACAGGCUGAGUGUCUUCUUUUGGUGAUUCUUCCUCAAAUGCAUUCUUUGCACAUUUAAACGCGUCAUGUUCUGCAGUAACACAGGCACAUUCCUUCCUUCGAGGUAGAGAGGUGGGAGCAGAGCAGAGCAAAGAAGUAAUGGGUUUCAAACCCCUCCAUGUAACUGGAAUGCAAGAGCACCUUUCUGCAUGCUUUUCUGUUUUUAACAUGUAUAGUACUGUAUGACAUGUUAUCAUUACAUGCCAGUUCUUAUAGAUCGGCCUCCGCUGUGUCUAAAGGGGCCAUUAUCUUUUGAGUUUAUCCAUCUAUGACCAAAAACUUUCUAAUUUCAUCUUGCUUUCACUGGGCCAGCACAUUAAAGCCCUACUAAUGUAUAAGUUAAUGGCUUUAAAUGACAGCGGUUGUAUUUUUAUUUCCCGUUCUAUUAAAGUCUGCAUAGUCAGAACCUGCUGUAUGAGUCGUGCUGGCCUGGACUUGUGCACUGUCCUCUCCCUGUCGUAAAUCUUUUUCUUUUUUAUUAUUUCCAGAUUAUUUGCACUAUGAGAUUUGAGCGCUUCAAGCUUCUUUUCUUUCUUUCUUUUUUUUUUUGUUUUGGUCUGACCUUCAAUAUCUAGUCCAUUAACUCACUCAGUACCAUUUAAAAUUGUGAUUGAAAUAGAUGAUCUUUGAAACCAACAUACAUACGUUUCCUCCUGCAUAUUAGUACAGAAUUAUAGUCAGAUAUAAUAUAUAUAUAUUGGGAUAAAGUUGCCUUAGUUUUGGGUUAUUUUUUGUGCUGCAACUAUACUCAGGAAAUCUUGAGCAAUGCACUAAGUGAUUAUAUAAAAUAUAGAGUGGAAAGAAACUGGUGCUGUAGGGAGAUCGAUGCUCUUCAUGCAAGUGUAAUGCUAGUAGUUUCAAAGUAUUAGAAUUUUAUACAUUUUGUAUCGUGUCAUUUGAUGGUGAAAACAGGAGACUGGGAAAUAAAAGCGUUGAAAGUAAACUACUGGCCUUACUGGAACCAGUCCUACUGGAAUUGCAGUGUGGCAGUUGGUCCUGUGCAUGAAGGGUGUUGGUACUCCCACUCAGAGCUCUGUGAAUGAAUGAGGGUUAACUGAUGCCAGCUGUGAAGUGUGUCUUUCUAUGUGAGCUGUUUAUUUUCUUGGCUAUGGUGAAGGGACAAUGGGUACGGUCUGAGUAGAGACCACGCUAUCAGGGAUACAUUUUUGUCUUUCAGUUUUUAGUGGACCUUCUCAGAAAUACAAAUUCAUUUUCCCAUGAUUUGUUUCAGUUAAUGUAAAGAAAAUAAAUAAAAAUAUCUAAGCUUGC
Molecule: messenger RNA, 4786 nt
Organism: Mugil cephalus (flathead mullet)
Lineage: Eukaryota; Metazoa; Chordata; Actinopteri; Mugiliformes; Mugilidae
Gene: zbtb7b
Product: zinc finger and BTB domain containing 7B
Exons: 4
Coding region: 583-2280 (565 amino acids)
Biological process (GO): positive regulation of gene expression; regulation of transcription by RNA polymerase II
Molecular function (GO): DNA-binding transcription factor activity, RNA polymerase II-specific; RNA polymerase II cis-regulatory region sequence-specific DNA binding; protein binding
Source: RefSeq, a predicted model, not a curated record